This is a messenger RNA of Lodderomyces jiufengensis, 1161 nucleotides long. RefSeq names its product Spp1p (gene SPP1). The transcript has a single exon. NCBI's taxonomy places the organism in Eukaryota, Fungi, Ascomycota, Pichiomycetes, Serinales, Debaryomycetaceae. Gene Ontology annotation, cellular component: Set1C/COMPASS complex. The record is from RefSeq and is a predicted model, not a curated record. The coding region runs from base 1 to 1161 and encodes 386 amino acids. Gene Ontology annotation, biological process: positive regulation of DNA-templated transcription.
AUGACAGAGAUAGAGUUAAGUCUACCCGAAUCAUCAACAAAGCAUAGAAAACCAAGGAAGAAAAGAUCAACAGUCAACUCAGAAUUAAACAAUGUUCAUGAAUCAAAUGAAGAUAUAUUAAAACAAUAUAAGAAUUUUGUAAAUGCACCAAAAUUUAAUCUAAAUAGUGAAGAAGUUUAUUGUAUAUGUCGAGAACCAGAUGAAGGAGAUAUAAUGGUAGCAUGUGAUGGAUGUGAAGAAUGGUUUCAUAUGAAAUGUAUGAAUGUGAAUCCUGAUGUUUCAAAUUUAAUUGCAAAAUUUUAUUGUAAAUUUUGUAAAUGGAAAAAUAUUGGUUCAACUUUAUGGAAAAGAAAAUGUAGAUUAGAAGAAUGUUUGAAACCUAUUGCUGAUAAUUCAAAAUAUUGUAGUAAGGAGCAUGGUGAAGAAUAUAUGAGACGAUUGUUUCAUGAAAAAAAUGUUGAUAUUGAAACAAUAAAAAAGGUACUAGGUUUUGUUGGUGAUAGUGAAAAAUUACAUCAAUUAGGUUCAAGAUUUCCCGAACUUGAACAAAUUAACAAAUUUAAAACCGAUGAAUCAAUAGAUCAAUUUCCUAUGAAUACUCAAGAAGAAUUGACGAAUUUAAAAAACCAAAGUGACUCAACAAAUGAUCAGAUUCAUGCAUUAGAAAAGAAAUUGGAAAAUCUACAAUCAAUGAAAGAAAAUAUUAAAUUCAUUAAUGAAAAAGUAUCAGAAUCUAUAUAUCCGGGAGAAAAUCAAAAAAAGAAAAAACAGAAAAAAUUGGAAUUGUGUAUGUGUGAUAAAUCUGACAACAACAUGAUUAUUCAAAUUGGUUCAUCGAAUGAGUUAUUGGAAAAAUUGAUUAAAAAGAUUCUGAAAAGAAUGGAAACAAUUGAAGAAGAUGAGGUAGAAGAAGAACAAAAUGAAGAUGAAGAUGGUGACACAAAUAUGGAGACCGUACAAGAUUAUGAUGAUCCGGAUUGGUUUUACGAAGUAUGUGUUAAAGAAAAAAAGAAAUGUCAUCGACAUGCGGGUUGGUUCAGUCUUUAUUAUGAUGAAAUUAUCAAAGUACUAGACCAACUAGUUCUGAAGAAAGAACAAUUAAAAACUGAAGAAGAUAAUGUUUUACGAAAUUAUUCUAUAACUGUUUAUGAAAGCCAGUGA